AUGGAUGUGAGUGCCAGGCAGGGAGGCAGCACCAGGAGGAGAGCAGCAGAAGAUGGUGAACCAGUAGGUGUAGGAGGAGGCGUGGAAGUUCUGGUGGUACCGCAGGACCUGUACGACUCUGCCAGGGCCAAAAUAGAAGCAAAUCUCCGAUGGCUGCUUGCCAAAGCUUAUGGCAUUGACCACAUCCCAGAGGACCUGAAGGACCCCUUCUACACCGACCAGUAUGAGCAGGAGCACAUCAAGCCCCCUGUCAUUCACAUGCUGCUAUCCGGAGAGAUCUACUGCCGGGUGUGCGGACUCAUCCUGCGCGCAGAGCAAGCCGUCUCGCUUCGAAGCCAUCAGUCCGUCCUCCAGGCCCUCUCGGCCAGGGGCAUCCAAGUGCGGGACUCGGAUGAUGUGCACGUCUCCACUUUGGAUCUCAACUCGAGCCCUGUCAAGAUGAGUUGCCACAUGCACCUGAUCGAUGCCCUCAUGAUGGCCCACACGAUGGAGAUGAUCAGUGUGGAGAAGGUGGUAUCCAGUGUCAAGCGCUUCUCCAACUUCAGUGCCUCCAAGGAGCGUCCCAUGGACCUGGAAGAUGCCAUGGUUCUUUGGAUUAACAAGGUGAACACAAAAAUGAGCGCUAUUGUCGAAAAAGAGAUGAAGAUGAAGCAGCACCUGCUGGACUCACCAAACCAUCAGAAGGUACGCUAUCGCAGGGAUCACCUCUCGGGUCGAACACUUCAGCACUUCUCCGUGGUGGACGACCUGUGCCGAGACGUUUGCGACGGCGCCGCUCUUCUGGCCCUCAUCCACUUCUAUUGCCCUGAACUCAUUAGACUUGAAGAUAUCUGCCUGAAAGAUGUGGCCUCCAUCGCCGACAGCAUGUACAACAUCCAUCUGCUGAAGGAGUUUUCCAAUGAAUACUUGAACAAGUGCUUCUACUUGAAGGCAGAGGACGUGCUGUAUUGUCAUCCAAUGCUAAGGAGCAAUGUGAUGGUGUUCAUCGCCGAGCUCUUCUGGUGGUUUGAGAUUGUGAAGCCCGAUUUUGUUCACCCCAGAGACCUUAAGGAAAUCACAGAUGCACGAAUGCUUCUGCAGCCCAAGACCUCUCGAUCCUACACGGCCAUGGAUGCUACCAAGCGUACUUUCCUCACCACGUCAAACGCCGCUGCAAUGUUGCCUUCCAGCCCGGACUUCGGCAUUGUACCAAGCACUUCCAGCUCUCUUCACUCUUUAGUGCCUCCAAGACAGAGACGACAGAGGGGAGUUGAGGGCGAUGUUGCAGUGAGGAAUCCGUGUAGCUCUCUGGCACGUAAAGAUGAGAAGCCUCAAGGUUUGUCACAGGUCUGGCCAGAGAGGAGGCAGAGGCCUUUUUCUCAGCCGCCACCCUACGCCUUGCAUUUCCCCAACCAGCCGGACGACGCAGUCAAUUUCAGUCCGGUUCGCUCCCUCAGCAAAGACAGCUCCGGCGUUAUGACACCCAGCCACAUGCUCGUGGGUCCGGGCCGCCCGCUCCAUCAACACAGACUGAGCGGGCAAAGCCUCCUCAGCCACGUUCGCAUUGAGGAUGAGGAGGAGAUCUUAGAGGAGGAAGAACUGGUGGCUGUAAUUCACCCCGCUGCUUUCCCCCGACGUCAGCGCAAAGGCGACAUGGAGCUGGAUGAACUGGAAGUCCCGCACACAUCCCGAAGGCUUUCCAACAAGGAUGUCUUAACUCCAGACUUGCAGGUGGACAGCUACUACCUUGAGCCUCUGAUGCCCACCAUCCCAAAGCCAGCGAAAGAGAAGAGCAUCAGCCUGAACAAGGAGGAGGAGAGCGGGGAGAGUCACUGCAGGUCAGGGCUGUUUGGUGUGAAGACAGAUGUUCCACACAAACCACACCGGAGGUCACCAUUGUCUGAAUGUGGUCAGUUGAUAUUUAAGCCCAUACCUGCUGUUAAAUCCAUUCACGCCCGGGAAGGUUCUUCACUUUCUGAGAAGACACAACCGCAAGGUUUCUUCCUUCACUUGUCUGGGGAGAGCGACUGUCAAAGUCAUCUUUCCUCCGACGCUGAAGCCGGUCAAGACUCUGACUCGGACAUUGCAGAUUUCGAGGACGACGACGAGGACUUGGACCUGCUCGAGCCGAGCGACGUGAAAGGGAUUUGUUUAUUGCGAGAAUUCUCCGAGGUCGAGUCUUUUAAGCUGAGAGAAGACCUGAAGGUGAGCGAGCGAGACGACAAGGAAGACUGGAGUGGACGUUCCAGUCCUUGCCUCAGCACGGCGUCCUGCGCGAGCAGCUGCAGCGCUUCGGGCGGCGCCGGUGUCAGGAUGACCAGCUUUGCCGAAAGAAAGCUGCUUAAGCUCAGCCUCCGUGACGGAUUCUCCAGCACGAGCAGUUCGCAGGUGACGACGCCCGAUCACUCCGAGGUUAACCCUUGCCCUCCGUGGCAACUCAAAACCGAAGGAAGCCCCACGUCCGCUGUGAAGAAGAUGGCGCUUUCUCCAGUUGUGCCUUCAGAGUUGCUGCAGCUCCACAUGCAGCUGGAAGAGCAAAGGCGCGCCAUCGAGUGCCAGAAGAAGAAGAUGGAGACCUUGUCGGCGCGGCAACGACUGAAACUCGGCAAAGCUGCCUUCCUGAACGUCGUGAAGAAGGGAGAAGGGAGGAGCGACACGCUCCCUCUUCCUCUCAGACAUUCGCCUUCCGCCGAUCUGUCCGCUGCUCAGAAAUCAAAGAGUCAAUUCUGCAAGGAUGACUCCUGUCUUGACGUUUUGAAGGUGGAGUCACAAGCGGAAGGAAGACUAAAUGGAGAUAACCGGCGAAACACCUCGGCUCAGGAUCGCGCCUCAGGGUCGGACGUGAGUCAGCGCUCCCGCUCCAUCGACCUCCUCAACGAAGCCAUCAGCACUAUCCAGCAGCAGAUGACGCAGCUGUCGUUGCAGCAAGACUUGCUGAUGAAGAAGAAUGAAGCUUCAUCGAUGGACUCGAAAGAGCCAGAACUGAAACCAACUCUAAGCCCAACACAAUCCCCCACCUCGGACCCCAGAUCUUUCGCCGUCCACUUUGUCGACUUCAUUGACAGCACCCCCACCCGCCGUCCUCCCAAGCUGAGCUCCAGCCAGCGAAGCAAAACCUCCGAGUCGAAGCACAAGAAUGACACGGUGCCUGGCGCUGCAGGUGAAACCUCCCCCAAGGAAAAAAAUGGUACAGGAAGCCAGGAUGCUGAAAGUUCCAGGUUGGAUAGAAACUUCAGAAGACGCACUACCUUCAGAAUCCAAAACGAGCAAGGUGGUGCCAGGGAGGAACCCGGAGUAUCUCCUGUCAAAGUUCAAUCAGAGAACACAACGACCUCAGAUACCUCCAUCGCUCCAUCACGCUGCACAGAAGAUGACAAAGUCGACAUCUCAGGGACAGAAUCAGCGGGCGGAGACGAGAGCACCAAGGGAAAAGGUCUACUCAUCCAGGUUGACCUUUCAGACCUGAAAGACUCCGAGGAGGGUGCGAGCGCCAACACCACAGGCGAGGAACAGAAGAACAUGCUCGGCUUCUUUUUUAAGGAUGAAGAGAAGCCCGAGGAUGAGAUGGCUAAACGUCGCGCCGCCUUCAUGCUCAAACAGCAGCGCAAAGCCGAGGAGGCCAGGCUACGCAAGCAGCAGCAGGAAGCGGACAGCGAGCUCAAGCGUGACGAGGCCAGGUACGCUUCGGCAUUCUGAGUCCAGUACCCAAAACGUUCACCUAUGAUGUCUUGCAGGCGUAAAGCCGAGGAGGACCGGGUUCGGAAAGAGGAGGAGAAGGCCCGACGAGAGCUGAUAAAGCAGGAGUACCUGCGCCGGAAGCAGCAGGCCUUGUUGGAAGAACAGGGUCAGGUUAAGCCGAAGCCAAGGUUCAAGUCCAGCAGGAAUAGACCCAAAUCCCUCCACCGCGGCGAGUUGAGCAGUCCCUGUAAAGGAUCCACCACACCCGAUCUGAGCUUUCGAGGAUCCACAUUGUCUUUGGCCACCGAGGGGGACAGUGUCAUCUCCGGAGAGAUGGAGUCGCAGAGGGCUGAGUCGGUCUGCUCCAUGGAUUCUUUCGCUGUGCUUAGCAGAGCCUCCAGCAGGAACAUGGAGCGCGACUGGGAGAGCGGCUCCGUCGCGUCCUCCAUCACGUCAUUCGAGUACAACGGGCCCAAGCUUUUUAAAGAGCCCAGCUCCAAGUCCAACAAGCCCAUCAUCAUCAACGCCAUCGCACACUGCUGCCUAGCUGGGAAGGUGAACGAGACCCAGAAGAACGUCCUUCUGGAGGAGCUCGAAAAGUGCGAGUCCAAUCACCUGAUCAUCCUCUUCCGCGACGGCGGCUGCCAGUUCCGCGGCGUGUACUCGUACUCGCCGGAGACGGAGGAAAUCGUCAAAUUCACGGGCACAGGGCCGCGCGCCAUCAGCCACAAGAUGAUCGACCGGCUCUACAAGUACAGCUCGGACCGCAAGCAGUUCAACAUCAUCCCGGCCAAGUCGGUGUCGGUCAGCGUGGACGCGCUGACCAUCCACAACCACCUGUGGCAAGCUAAGAGGCCCGGCAGCGCGCGCAGGAAGUGACACGCGGAGGCUCAGUACUUCUGUUUACGACCGAUGGGCCGGACCCAAAUAGUCGUGUUCAAACUAAACGUUCAAAAAUUGAUAUCAAAUGAAAAAGCUCGAAAGUUACAGCGCUUUGAAAAGCUUUGCAGUCAAUGAGUCUGUCCUUUCAACGCUGGCGACGUUAGCGCAGCGUUUCCCCAGCCACUAAUACGCCAAAGCGCUUAUUUUACACGAAAAAAAGCUCACAGCCCCCUAAACUCACUAAACCUGCAAGAAUUGAAGGACAAACAAAAAAAUAUGGGAGCUUUUUGACAUUUUGAAUUUUUCUGCCUUUAUGGCGCUGCAGUAUUUGUAGUCAAUGAAUAAUUAAAACCUGGUCAUCCGGCAAAGUGGUUGGGAAGCACUAUGCCUCAGAAUGCAAAACACUCAAAGCCACCUAAAUGCACUAUUUUAUCAUUUUAUUCCUGUCACACUUUGUUUUAGGAACGUUCUGCGUCCUUUUUGGCACAUAGCUGAAGGACUGAUUGUUACGGUGUGACAAAGUUGGACCUUAUUGAGACGUGACGUUCUCUCCUGGUGAUGAGAAAAGGUUUUGUUUGUAUUGGGAAGUUUAGAGGUUCCUGGUUUGUUCCUUCCAGACUUUGAGAGUGCUUUGAUUAGGUUUUUAAUGGGCGGGAUGGUUAAACCCAACUCGGAAUAUUUGAAUUUACGUUUGUUUUAAGCGGGGAAAACUACAAAAUUGCAAAAAUGCGUGAAUGUGAAUGAAAAACAAUGGCAACAAAUGUCUGUUCUAUGUAUUAUUUGUUUUGCUGUGAUUUCUUUUAUAUUAAAUUUAGGAGGGAAAUUCUUGACAGGCUCACAAGCUUUUUUGUGAUCUCUCGCUGAAGAGCAAACAGUAUUUAAAUGUAGCUUCAAAUGCUCAACAAGUUCCCUGCCGUUCCCUUUCAUUGGAACUUAAUGGCGAACAAGACCGCACAAUACUUGAUAUUUUUUUUGCUGCAUUUUGUAUAUUUU
Molecule: messenger RNA, 5532 nt
Organism: Syngnathus typhle (broad-nosed pipefish)
Lineage: Eukaryota; Metazoa; Chordata; Actinopteri; Syngnathiformes; Syngnathidae
Product: calmodulin-regulated spectrin-associated protein 1-B-like
Exons: 16
Biological process (GO): negative regulation of microtubule depolymerization; neuron projection development; cytoplasmic microtubule organization
Cellular component (GO): microtubule minus-end
Molecular function (GO): calmodulin binding; microtubule minus-end binding; spectrin binding
Source: RefSeq, a predicted model, not a curated record